CUCCUGAUCUGGUCAACCCCCCCCCCCCCCCCCCCCCCCACUGCUGCAAUGGCUGCGAUUACCAGGCUGAAGCUUCUCCUAGACCACCUACACCCCGACCUUAAAGCCUCUCCCACAUCUGCAGAAGUAACUUCAUAUUCUAAUCCCGGGAAACUCCUCUACACUUUGGAAAACUGUUGUCUCACCCCUGAGCAGAGGCAGUUUUAUGAGGAAAAUGGAUUCCUUCAUAUUAAGAAGUUGGUUUCCGAUGAAAAUCUGGACAUCUUUAACGAGGAAUUUGAAAAGAUCUGUCGAAAGGAAGUUGAGGUCCCAGGAAUAACAGUGAUGAGAGAUGUAACCAUUGCGAAAAAUGAGUAUGUUCCAGACAGCACCAGUCCGCACCAGACUGUUUCUAAGAUCCAAGAUUUCCAAAACAAUGAAAUACUUUUUAAGUACUGCUGUCUACCAGAGAUCUUGAAAUAUGUGGAGUGUUUUACUGGUCCCAACAUCAUGGCAAUGCACACCAUGCUAAUCAACAAGCCCCCAGAUACAGGAAAGAAGACAUCACGCCAUCCUUUGCACCAGGAUCUGCAUUACUUUGCAUUUCGGCCUGCAGACCUGAUAGUGUGCGCCUGGACUGCCAUGGUUAAGGUGGACCGCAACAAUGGCUGCCUUGUCGUGCUGCCGGGGACGCACAAGGGCAGUCUGAAGAAACACGUAUACCCUGACUGGCCGGGUGGUGUCAAUAAGAUGUAUUAUGGCAUCCAUGAUUAUGACCCCAAUCAUCCCCGGCUUCACCUUGAGAUGGAGAAGGGUGACACGGUGUUCUUUCAUCCUCUGCUCAUCCACGGAUCAGGAACAAAUAAGACUGACAGCUUCCGAAAGGCAAUCUCAUGCCACUAUGCCAGUGCAGACUGCCAUUACAUUGAUGUAAAGGGGACCUUCCAGGAGAAUCUUGAGAAAGAGCUUCUUGAAAUAGGGCAGAGGAAGUAUGAUGUUAGCAAAGAUAUGACUUUGGCGGAUAUCUGGUGUUUGAGAUCACGCCUUGUACAAGGAGAGAGAACCAAUCUGUGAAGUCGUUCUGUCUCUGAGUAACCACUAGAGGAUGCUAUGCUUGUGCAUCAACAUAUUUUACAUUGUUCGCUAUGACUGAUUAAUUAUUUUUCUUUGCAAAUGAUAAUCAUGUUCAAUAUACAUUGCAUGUUUGAGAAUUGUCUUCAAGUUUUCAUCAAUAAUUAUAACAUCAGUUACAAAGUACAGUAAAACUCAGACAACCCAGGGGCACCAGAAGUUCUGCAGAUGCUGGAAUCUGGAGCAAUACACACAGCGCUGGAGGAGCUCAGCAGGUCAGGCAGCAUCCGUGGAGGGAAAUAAACAGCCGAUGUUUUGGGCUGCGAUCCUUCAUCAGGACUGGAAAGGAAGAGGGCAGAAGGCCGGAAUAAGAAGGUGGGGGGAGGGGGAGGAG
Molecule: messenger RNA, 1444 nt
Organism: Pristis pectinata (smalltooth sawfish)
Lineage: Eukaryota; Metazoa; Chordata; Chondrichthyes; Rhinopristiformes; Pristidae
Gene: phyh
Product: phytanoyl-CoA 2-hydroxylase
Exons: 9
Coding region: 49-1053 (334 amino acids)
Biological process (GO): fatty acid alpha-oxidation
Molecular function (GO): phytanoyl-CoA dioxygenase activity
Source: RefSeq, a predicted model, not a curated record